AUGGCCUCAAAUGGGGAAGCUGUUGUCUCCCAAGCUGAUAAAAAUGUUGAAAUGUGGAGAAUUAAGAAGCUUAUAAAAAGCCUUGAGGCUGCUCGAGGCAAUGGGACUAGUAUGAUUUCUCUCAUCAUUCCACCAAAGGACCAAAUUACUCGAAUUUCAAAAUUGUUAGCCGAAGAAUACGGCACGGCUUCAAACAUUAAAAGUCGUGUUAAUCGUCUUUCCGUUUUGAGUGCCAUUACCUCUGUGCAACAAAGGCUUAAGCUUUACAAUAGAGUUCCCACAAACGGCCUUGUUGUAUACUGUGGAACCAUUAUUACCGACGACGGAAAAGAAAAGAAAGUUAAUAUUGAUUUUGAACCUUUCCGACCAGUAAAUACUUCACUCUAUCUU
This is a messenger RNA of Rodentolepis nana, 390 nucleotides long. The record is from the annotation of a GenBank genome assembly. Lineage: Eukaryota; Metazoa; Platyhelminthes; Cestoda; Cyclophyllidea; Hymenolepididae.